Molecule: messenger RNA, 681 nt
Organism: Dissoconium aciculare CBS 342.82
Lineage: Eukaryota; Fungi; Ascomycota; Dothideomycetes; Mycosphaerellales; Dissoconiaceae
Product: fms interacting protein
Exons: 2
Coding region: 1-681 (226 amino acids)
Biological process (GO): mRNA export from nucleus; positive regulation of DNA-templated transcription, elongation
Cellular component (GO): THO complex part of transcription export complex
Molecular function (GO): mRNA binding
Source: RefSeq, a predicted model, not a curated record
AUGACCACAGAACAACUUGUGACUGAUCCCGCACUGUUGGAGGUCCUUAACGCCGCGAUCGAGGCACGGAAGCAAUGUCUACAAAUUAUUGAUGAGCUUGGUCUGCAGAGUCAAAGCGCUGGCACAGAUUUGGAGGCUGCCAAUUUUCGAAUGCGCAAGCAGAUGAAUGCGAAGUUAGCCACGCUUCGUGGACUCAAUCGCAAGGCUGUUCUGGGUGUCAGGAGUACCAAGCAAGAAACCACCGAAGCUCGCCAGGAGAUCGACAGUCUACACCUUCAGCUCCAAAACCUAUAUUACGAGCAGCGACAUCUGCGCGGAGAGAUCGCUGCGUGCGAGGACUACGACCACAAAUAUCAGCAAUUGCCGAUGGUACCCGUCGACGAGUUUCUAUCAGCGCAUCCCGAGCACGCCGAAGCCUCUGACCACGAUCUCACAAUUGCGCGCAUUCAGGACGAGCACACUGCACGCCAGGCACUAGAGGAGCAGCGCUUGGCGCUGGCAAAGCAGAAAGAUGUCCUCGUGAAGGAAACGACAGAGAAGAAAGAUGAGCUCGGUAAAUUGGACCUGGAAAUUGAGAAAUGGGUGGCUGCUCAGAGCAAUGUGCGAAAGAUCUUCGACGUGAGGGAGGCGGCGGCGGCUAAGGUGGCUGAAUUGGCGCGUGAGGCAUCGGAGCAUACAUGA